AUGCUUCGCUUCAAUCGGAUGCGAGCCCCUAUUUUCCGCCCUCUGAGCAUUCUCACACGGUUCAACGGAUCUCUUCUCAGAAACCAGGUGUUCAAGAGGUUUCAGUCGAUCAAGACCUCUACGAAUGCUGGUUCUUCGCAGAAUCCCUCCGGUAAGAAGGCUACCGGUAUCAAGGCGUUGAUGAAGGAGUACGGGUUUUCGGCCUUAGCAGUCUAUUUGCUGAUUUCUGCUAUCGAUUUGCCUCUUUGUUACUUGUUAGUACAUUCUAUGGGUAAAGACGAGAUUGAAUUCUACGAGAAUAGGGCCAAACAGACAUUUGGAUUUGGUGUUAGUGACGAGGAAUUGGCUCAGAAACAGGAGUUGGCCAGAAAUCAAGAAAAGCUUGAAAACGUAGACGUUGCCGGUAGAAGUGAAGGACAGGGAAUUUUCAGCUACUUGUGGUCACAGUUCUCAUGGACCGAGUUCGCUAUAGCCUAUGGGGUCCACAAGUCGUUGAUCUUCAUCAGAGUUCCCAUCACGGCAGCCAUAACUCCAGGCAUAGUCAGAGCCUUGAGACGCUGGGGAUUCAAGAUCGGUAGUGACAAGUUGGCUACUACUGCUACCAUAGCCAAGGAGAACAUCAAGGACUUUACUGCUUCCAGUUCAAAGUUUGGUACCAGGCCAAAGAACAAGAAGUGGUUCUGGUUCUUUUAGAUGAAAGAAAGAUAGAUAUAUAAGAAGAGAGAUACAUGUAAAUAAACGUACUUUAGAU
Messenger RNA from Scheffersomyces stipitis CBS 6054, 751 nucleotides. It is a transcript of the gene NAT2, whose product is annotated as Nat2p. The coding region runs from base 1 to 693 and encodes 230 amino acids. NCBI's taxonomy places the organism in Eukaryota, Fungi, Ascomycota, Pichiomycetes, Serinales, Debaryomycetaceae. The record is from RefSeq and is a predicted model, not a curated record. Gene Ontology annotation, cellular component: mitochondrion. The transcript has a single exon.